CACUCGCUUUCAAAUUCCAUUGAAUUAAUAUGUUUACAUUUGGAAAAGUUAUUAUUUAAACAAAAUUUAAGGAUUUUUAGGAACAUGGCUGAUUUGCCGCAACAGCCUGAGUGGGGCGUAAAGCUGUCAAAAUUCUUCAUUGUACCUCAACGGUGGAUUCUGGCCAUCAUGGGAUUCUUUGCCAUCUUUAAUGCCUAUACCAUGCGCGUUUGCCUUUCGCAGGCCAUCACAGUGUUGGUGGUGAAACAGAACUAUACGGAUAAGCCCCAUGGCGAAUCAAUCUGUGAGGCGGACGAGGAUAGUCAGGGUCCAACUAGCCGGGAAGGUGGUUCCUAUGAAUGGUCCGAGGAGAAACAGGGCUUGAUUCUGGCCUCCUUCUACAUUGGAUACAUUGUAACCCACUUGCCGGGUGGCAUAUUGGCUGACAAAUUUGGCGGUAAAUGGACAUUGAGCAUUGGAAUCUUGUUCACGGCGGUAUUCACAGUCCUCACACCGGUAUGUAUCGUUUAUGGCGGAGCCGAUGCACUGAUCGUUCUCCGUGUCUUUAUGGGAUUGGGUGAAGGUACGACCUUUCCGGCCCUGAGUGUUUUACUGGCCGCCUGGGUGCCAGCAAACGAGAGAGGAAUGCUGGGUGCCCUGGUUCUCGGCGGUGGUCAGGUCGGUAGUAUCGCUGGCAAUUUGCUAUCCGGCUUGAUACUCGACGCUAUGGACUGGCCGUGGGUGUUCUACAUCUUCGCAAUCAUAGCCUUUGCGUGGUUUAUUAUUUUCACGCUGAUUUGUUUCAGUACCCCAUACACUCAUCCAUUUAUCAAGCCAAAAGAGCGCGAGUAUUUGUACACGGAAAUACCGCCACAGGAUAAGAAUAAGCCGAAAACGCCGUUUAAGGCCAUUUUUACGAAUGUACCCAUGUGGGCACUAAUUAGUGCACAAAUUGGUCACGAUUGGGGAUUCUACAUCAUGGUAUCGUACUUGCCCAAAUAUAUGGCCGAUGUGUUGCGGUUCUCGAUCAAGUCGAAUGGCCUGUAUUCCUCUUUGCCCUAUGUUGUCAUGUGGAUUUUGUCGCUGGCCAGUGGCUGUGUGGCCGAUCAGAUGAUCAAACGUCACUGCAUGAACACUACGAAUACGAGAAAACUGAUGACGGGUUUGGCCGCCUUUGGGCCAGCCGUCUUCAUGGUCGCCGCCUCCUAUGCCGGAUGCAAUCGCGCUUUGGUCGUUGCCCUAUUUACGAUCGCCAUGGGUCUGAUGGGCACCUACUAUGCCGGAAUGAAGCUCACGCCGCUGGACAUGAGUCCCAAUUAUGCCGGUACAUUGAUGGCCAUCACCAACGGCAUUGGUGCGAUCACGGGCGUUAUUUCGCCCUAUCUGGUGGGUGUGAUGACCCCGAAUGCCACCCUGCUGGAAUGGCGAAUCGUCUUUUGGGUGGCCUUUGCCGUCCUUUGCAUCACGGCGGUUAUUUAUUGCAUUUGGGCCUCUGGCGAAAUACAGCCCUUCAACGACGGCACCAACUCAAAUAAGAAGAAGGAGGCGACAUAAUCUGCUGGUUUUAUUUUUGAUCAUGAGGUCUUAUAAGUGGUUGUCUACUAUUUAAAUUUCACUUGAGUAAAAAUUGAUUUGUCUAUGG
Messenger RNA from Drosophila subpulchrella, 1621 nucleotides. RefSeq names its product putative inorganic phosphate cotransporter. The record is from RefSeq and is a predicted model, not a curated record. Gene Ontology annotation, biological process: transmembrane transport; monoatomic anion transport. The transcript has a single exon. The coding region runs from base 85 to 1533 and encodes 482 amino acids. Gene Ontology annotation, molecular function: transmembrane transporter activity. NCBI's taxonomy places the organism in Eukaryota, Metazoa, Arthropoda, Insecta, Diptera, Drosophilidae.